This is a messenger RNA of Liolophura sinensis, 4183 nucleotides long. RefSeq names its product COMM domain-containing protein 9-like. The transcript has 6 exons. The record is from RefSeq and is a predicted model, not a curated record. NCBI's taxonomy places the organism in Eukaryota, Metazoa, Mollusca, Polyplacophora, Chitonida, Chitonidae. Bases 3 to 596 code for a protein of 197 amino acids.
GAAUGGCAACCUGUGACUUCCAAACGUUGACGGUUUUGCUGCAGGCAAAUUCUAAAGAGGUGGUUGUGCAGGUUUGCAAUGAAGCCUUUCUGUAUCGGGAUGCUGCGAGGCUUCCAGAGUCUGUAGUGUCAACAGUAGAGGAGAGUUUGUCUGUGUCUGCACAUCAAGCCAAGGCACUGCUAGCAUCUUUAAGUAGUUUGAUCAAAGCUGCCCUAUUCCAGUCCCUGCAGGAACCAGCAGAGGUAGCCACUCUCUUUCCAGAUGAUUUUCACAAAGAUUUAAGGAAACUACUGAGUAAAAUUAUUGCUGAGCUUUGCCCAAACUGGAGGAAUCAUGCCAUCAACAACCAAGUGUCCCUCCCAAGGCUGGUAGAUUUUGACUGGAGGAUAGAUUUGAAAGCUGCAUCACAAAACAUUGCCCAGAUGUCUGUACCCACUUGUAUACUACAGCUACAGGUUCAGGAAAAUCCAACACAGGUUGGAAGCGUUCCUCCCUUAACAAGCACUAACGUGGAACUGUCCAAGGAGACCCUAGAUACAAUGUUGGAUGGGCUGGGUAAAAUCAGGGACCAGCUGUCAUCAGUAGCAAAGAGAUGAUGUAGAUCGAGGUUGUGAAGUGACUGUGAACAUAGUGUGGUGGGAUGGGCUAAAGUAUACAAGCAGCAGUAAAUGAAAAGAUGUGGAUGCCAUUAUCAAAUCUUUGAUCUUAAGAAGUGAUUCUGUAAAGCAUUACUGGAAUGUAUACAUACAUGUAUUGCCGACGGCGAAAAAAUUGUGGUGUUAUUUUAGACAUCAUUUACAUAAACUUGAGAUUUUCAUAUGUCUACUGAUAUGUUUCUGACUUUGAGUGAACGGUCGAACGUUCAGUUUUAUCCGGGGUGUCCUUCCAUCUGUAAAAUCACUCAAGUUGCUGUAUUUAGAAAGACAGAUUCUUUUUAGUCAUUUACCUCCCCUUCUUGCGUAGACGAUGUGAUAUGUUCAGCAUAUCAAAUUUGCGCAUACAUGAAAUUUUGCUGCUUUGAUCACUUUCCCAAACUUGUGUUGAUAAACAUCGCUUCGUUGGAGGGGGCCUCCGUGGCUCAGUCGGUUAGCGCGCUAGUGCAGUGUAAUGACCCACGAGCAUCUCCCCAAUGCGGUCGCUGUGAGUUCAAGUCCAGCUCAUGCUGGCUUCCUCUCCGGCCGUAAGUGGGAAAGUCUGCCAGCAACCUGCGGAUGGUCGUGGGUUUCCCCCGGGCUGUGCCCGGUUUCCACCCACCAUAAUGCUGGCCGCCGUCGUAUAAGUGAAAUAUUCUUGAGUACGGCGUAAAACACCAAUCAAAUCAAAAUCAAAUCGCUUCGUUGGAAAAUCGCUCUUCCAUAAAAUGUGCCACACUUCCUGUACGAGACUGUCCUUGCUACGAAAAUAGAUUUAUCAUUACCAUGUUCCCGUGGCUUUUUAUUGAGCAAAGAGACGCAAGGCACAUAUCAUGAACAUAUCAUGAAGUUCACUGGAACAGGAGUGCGACUCUAGGAAUAUGGUAGUCGUUGGCAGCGAAACAAAAAAUAUUGAUAGCUCAAAACGACCGGCCUGCUUGAAUUUGGGUUUACCAAGCAGUCGACUAAUGGAUCAAUAACUGACCCAAACAAUAAAGCUGAUCCAACUGACCCAAGCAAUGAAGCUACGCUGCAAUAUUUCAAGAAAGAUUGGAAGCGAUGUAUUGCACCAUGUGUGAAAAUUACAGUUACCGCAAAUAAACACUGUGUCAUGUAAUUAAAACAGUUACAUGGCAAACACAGUGCAAUUAAUCAUAUAUCGGCCAACAGUUCAGUGCAGAGAAAUUUUGUUGUGCGAGUUGCAAAAAUGUCUGGUACUUAGGGAUCAACAGGACAGUUGUCCUGCUGGCUGUACCUCUCAUUUCUAGAUGAGCGAAUCUUGCAUUAGGGGAAUCGUUGCGCUGCAUCGUUUGCAUGUGAUCUUGUCGGGCGGGCAGUUUAGUCCUGUGACGAAUUUCAUAGGCCUAGGAGGUUUAGUUCAGAGUCAAAUGCAACUCAUUUUUGUAUUUAGCUAAACCAACUCAAAAAUUCUGAAUUUCUUUAGGCAGUGCGUCUGUUUAAAAUCUUCACUGUUACAUUGACUCCAGAGUAAAUGGUCCAGAGAUUGUGACGUUCGCAAAUAAUGAUACAUGUUGAAGUAUUUCAAGGGAAAGAAUGGUAAAUGUCUGUGGAUUGUCAUGUAUCUGGGCUUUUGAAGUCACAAAUUAAAGAUAUAACAAAUCAUAUGCAAGAUAAACAUACAAGGAACACAAAAUUAUUUAUCACAUGGUAUACUUUUAUUGGCAAGAGCACUCAGUCAAGUCUAUGUUUAUAUAAGUACAUGUACAUUCAUUCUUGUACAAGUCAAUAAAACUUGGCAAGAAUACCAAAUACAGCUGUAAGUGUUUAUGUUGCACGCAAUCUUUGAUUUAGCUUGUAGUUGUGCAUCUAUCUGUACAGAUAUAUUUAUGUCUAAAAUUUAGCAUUUAUAUAUAAAUCCAUUAAGAAAACUGCUGGCCUAUUAUUGUGGCUUUGUCCAAGUACAUAUACACUGUGGGAGUACAAGUAGAGUGUAUGUACAGGUAUAGUAGGAAAAACAGCAUGACCAUACAGAAAUGGAAGGUCAUAUGUAAUAUACACAAUAUUGGAAUUUAAUAAAUGUGUUUGUUUCAAGACUUAAAGCUAUCUAACAACUUUCAAGUUUGGGUUAUCACUUCGGCAAUGGGUAAGCUAAAAGCAUCUAUUGCAUCCAUAACAUAUGUCUCCUGUGUUUUAGAGUGUACAUGGCUUUCUAGAUUUGAACCUCCUGAUGUGGCUAGGUAGAGGCUGUGUAUAAGUGUCUUGAAUGAUGGCUGCAAACUAUAUUGUGUAUUUCUUAUGGAUUAAUUUGGAAGGCCAUAGGAAAUCAAUACUCAUCAUUAAGACAUCGAUCACAAAGAAUUUCUCAAAAAUCUUUUCUGAACUAUACACCUGGCAACUAAUUGCCCUAAUGUACUACCUGAAGCAUAGAUGGGUGAUUGGUUCAACAUCAUGUGAAAUGAAUUGAUUUACUCAAAUCAAAUUGCUCCAGUUAAUUUUUCACCAAGUCAGUACAGCAGGGAGUUAAGUUAUUGAAAACUUCCAUAAAAUUAUGAGUGACGCUUCUAUACAUAUAUAUGUGUGUGUAAAUAGACUGUAUAUGUAGACAUAAAUGUAUUCAACCAUAACAAGGAUAUGUGAAAUUCUUUCACAUCAAAAUCACUAAAAUUUAACACUCUUAACAAAAAAAUACACAUAAUUAUGGCACCAAAUUUGACGUAUAUGAACAUAUGGCACUUUUUGCACCCAUGGUACUUGAUCAAAACUGGAUGUCAACAAAGUCUGCUGUUUGUGACAGUCUAUAUGUACGUGAACGCACACUGAAAACACGCAUGAACACUACUGAAGAAGCAUGAUUUAAAAUGCUGUCCUUAACCCUAUUCCACAACCUGACCAAUUGGUACAUGUAGGUAAAUUGUGGAUUUUCUCUUCCACUGAAAUAUUCCUAUCCCUCCUUGUUAGUUUCCCUGAUAAGUUUAUACACUGCAGUUUGAGGAUGCAUUCCUCAAAGCGAUUUUUAAAUCUAAUUUUUCAAUACACUAAAGAAAAUUUUCUUCAGGACAUUUUGGCUUUCUUGAUGACCAGAUUUGGCAUACAUAUGCAUAGACCAGGCGCCUUCAGUGAAAAUUUCAGUUUUGAUGGUUUCAAACAUACAAAGAGAGCAGUCAGAUGUACUUCAUUCUCAAUUGUAAAUUGUGGUCACUAAAGUCAAAUUUGAAAUUUUUACUCAUGUCUGAAAGCAUUUUCACAUCAAUGGACCCAUGCAAAGUUAGCAGUUGUGAAAAAUAGCGACUGAAAAGGUUGAGGAAUGAGAAGAUGAAUGUUCAUUUCAGAUGAUCUUACAAAUAGUAUUGCUCUGAGGAAUGAGCCUUGUAUACUGUCCUUAGUGACUUUACGCUUACAGAGUACUGGGGUAGCAUCUAUGGCAAGUUCUUAUACUGAGCCCAAGGAGUUGCUGACUUUGUCCUGGGGCUUGGUCAGCGUCCACAGCAAGUCCUGGAGCUAACGUAACCCAUGGAAUUGCUGACUUUGUCCUGGGGCUCAGUCAGCAUCCACAUCAAGUCCUUGAGCUAACUUAAACCAUGGAGUUGCUG